Molecule: messenger RNA, 645 nt
Organism: Closterium sp. Yama58-4
Lineage: Eukaryota; Viridiplantae; Streptophyta; Zygnematophyceae; Desmidiales; Closteriaceae
Source: the annotation of a GenBank genome assembly
AUGGAGAACACGAUCCUCGUGGCCGCGCGCUGGUUCAUGAAGGAUGAGCUGGAGCCGCUGCUUGGGAAGCAGGGAUCCCUAUAUUGGGCCCGCCUUGUGCGACACAUCGAGACGGAAAAUCCUGUGUGGGUUCGCGGCGUUAACGCCGUGCAGAAGCAGUGGCGCAAUCUCGUCGUAAUGUUCAAGCAGUUGCAGAAGGCGGAUAAGGCGUCUGGGAAUGGCGUGGUGUGUAAGCCACCGUGGCGGCCGUAUAUGGAGUUAUUUCAGAACAACCGGGCAGUCGCUGCGCCGCAUGCCGUGGAUGGCGGUGGGGCUAUACACGUGAACGUGCCGUGCGGGUUCGCUGUGCCGUCUACGUCCGCUCCAACCACCUCUACGCCGACGUUAACAGAUGCGAUGGCAAAGCUGGAGGGUCUCGUCCGCGCCUGGAUGCAGCAAGAUGCCGAGAUUGCGCGCACGCGCAACCAGGGUCCGGCUCCAACGCCACCAACCGCCAACGGCGUCCCCGAGGAUGCGGCCACCCAGCCCGCAACGACCGCCGCCGAAGGCGGCGACGGAGGAUGGUUCCGUUGCGGACAGCGCGGUGAUGACGGUGCUAACCCGGACGAGGCCGAGGAAGUGUGGGUUCGCGGCGACAACGUGUAA